AUGAUGGCGGCCAGCGGCGGCGGCGGCGGCCCGGUGCGGCUGCGGCUGGUGUUCGACCACCCUCCGCCGGCCAGCCCGGGCUGCGCGCUGUGCUGGCUGCUGCUGGAGCCGGGCCAGGCGCGGCUCGUCACCGACCUGCUCAGCCUCAUCCGCCACCGCUUCGGCUUCAGCCGCCGCGCCCGCCUCAGCCUCUUCCUCGAGGGGGCGCUGCUGCCGCCCGCCGAGAGCGCGCGCCUCGUGCGGGACAACGACUCGCUGCGAGUAAAAUUGGAAGAGAUAGUUGCAGAUGAUUAUGAAGAGAUAGAUGAUGGCUUUAUUUACGCAACAAAAGAAGACAAAAAAAGGCACAGACACAAGGAGGAUGAGGAAGAGUUGUCUAGGAAUGAAGGCAAGCAUAAAAGGAAAAAGAAAAAGGAGAAGCACAACCUUGAGUAUUCCUCUUGUAGGGAAGAGACCUCUGUAGAUACUUGGGACUCUCAGAAAAGGUACAUGAAAAGAAAAAGAAAGGAAGAAGUUAGGGGAAGAAAUAAACUCACAGAAGGUAAGGAAGAGAGCUCUACUUCCCAUUCUAAAAAGAUGAAAAAAACAGAGAGGGAGAAGGAGUUGGCAACAAAAAAGAAGGAUGAAAAGCAGACAAAGGUUGCUGCAGCAAAGAUGGCUUUAGAACAGGCAAAUGAGAACUUUUCUCUAAAUUCUGGUAAAAAUAGCACCAAAAAGAUCACAACACAGUCCAGGAAAAAGAGGGUGGGACCUUCAGAUUCCUCCAGCACAUCGUCUGACAGUGACAGCAGUGAAUUAAAUGUGAAGGAAAAUAAAUCUUCCCAUAAACCUGUAGUGGUGACACUUCCCAAAGACAAAUCCCAAGCUGCUUCAGAUUCUGAUGUGAAAACUGAUAAAGUGACUGUAAAGUCUAACACUGAAAAGAUUAAGACUGCAAUUAGUAAAAAUACUAACAAACCUCAGUCUUCUAGUUCAGAUUCUGACUCGAGUACAGAGGAUGAGAAGGUGACACCAGCACAAGACAGCACUGCAAAGGAAAAAUCAGUGCCAAACCAUGUGGUGGCUGUAAAAGCCAGCACCAAGGCUCCCAAAGCACAGAGCUCCUCUUCAGACUCUGAUAGUUCAGAUUCAGAGACACUGGUCAUUAAAAAGUCUGCGGCAGCUGCUGGACUGGGUAAUUCCAUAGUAAGGAACUGCACUAGACAGUUGCCAGCCAGUGUGCAAGGAUCCUUUGGCAGCCCGAGCCGUGGAAGGGGGCGUGGAACGGGAGAGGAUCCCUUCUGGAGAGGCCCCAGGGGCCGUGGGUUUCGUGGGAUGAUGAGGGGCCAUGGGAGAGGAGCAAACCCUGGCUGCUUCUAUAACUACAGCAGUGAAGGCCACAAACAGAGGCAGUUAAAUGAAGCUGCGACAAACACUUCUGUCCUUGUCCAGAAUCCCGCGGAGUUUCCCAAGAGAGACUAUAGUGUGUUACCUCUUCUAGCUGCUCCACCCCAAGUGGGAGAAAGAAUUGCCUUUAAGCGCCUGGAACUAACUGAAAAUUACAGUCCUGAAAUUUCAGACUAUAAGGAGGCAAAAAUAAUCAGUUGGAAUGAUGAAAAAAAGCAGAUUGAACUGGAGAUCCUUUCAACAUCAGCAGGACAAUUUGCUAAGGAGCCAGGGAAGUUCGACCUGGUGUACCAGUCUGCAGACGGAGAGGAGCUGAUCGAGUACGCCGUGCCCCAGGACACCAAGAUAACUGAAAGCUGGGAUGCACUGAUAGAGCCAAGACUGAUUGUGGAGCCUCCAGUUAACGGAUCCAGCCUUGAAAAUGGAACAUCUAGGACGUGAAAAGAUGUGAACAAUUGUACAGAUCUGUUCUGUGAAAUGCUGCCUUCAGGUUCUGAGGGUGGCAGGUGCACUGGUGGAUGUUACUGUCUUAAGAAGAAGUAGGCCAAAAGAAAAACAGUUUUUUCCCUUAGGCUAUGUUUUUAUGUAAUACAUGAAAACUUUGUUUAUUAUAGGAAGUCUAAUAUAGUUCUGUUGGGGUUGAAUAUUUAUAUCCUACUGUAGCAAGCUGCAGAACUGGAAUGGUUUGAUUAAAAGAUAAAACACAACCCUGUACUGUGAGUAACUGUUUAAAUGUCUGGGUUUGGCUAGAGCUGUAUAACUGCCAGAGGUCACUUUCAUUUAGAAAAUUAUUAUAAAUAUUGUUGCUGCUGCCACAGGAUACAAAUGCUGUGACUUUGCAGUUACUUAAAGAGUGCACCUAAACACAUCCAGAAAAGCCUGUGGAUUUCAAGCUUCUGUAAUUUUGAGGCAGAUAAAUACUACUGGUAAGUGUCAACUUUGUUUAGGACCAGUGGAAUCUGACAUGAACCCCUGGCACAAUUGUGUCCCCCUGUGUUAAUCCAUGUAGGCUCUGAAAGCCUUUGUUGUUGGUUUCAGAGCAAACCUUCUUGCCCUUAAAGUGCUGAAGUUUCUGUGUUGCCUUUCUUCCCUUUCCAGCAGCAGAAUGGGUCAGCAGGUGCUGGCAAGGCACUGCACUGACAGCUCUAAUAAUUAUUAGCAUUGAGGGGGCACCAUGUUCCUCUGGAGCCUUGGCAAGUCUUACACUUCCAGAUAAUCCCUGUGCUUGGUACUUGAGUCCUACAGAGAAGACAUGGGAGAAAACAAACCCUAGGUACAAACAAACACCUGAAAAUUUGUACAUUAAGGUUUAGCUGUCAUGUACUCUGACCUAGUGCAUGAAUCCAUUAAAGUACUGUGCAUUUUUGCAUCAGCCCUACUAAAAUGUCUUGUUUGUGAAGGAAUUGUUUUAUACAAGUAAAAGGAAUUUGUGUUUUGUGGUUUACUUCAGAUACCAUUAUUGUUCACUUCAGAUACCAUUAUUUCAUGCUAGGAUUUGUUUUUUUAGAGAAAAGUUCAGUUAGAUUUGUGUGGCUGUUCUUGCAGUCUGGAUGAAAAGAAGAUGCCAGACAGGAACACAGUCAUGCUCAGACAGUGGGGAUUAAUGGAAGGAUUGUUUUCCUAGGGAAAUUGUUACUUGUUAAUUCUUAGGAAGUUGCAAAAGCUAAAUGCAAGUGUUUCACAGUACCUCUUGUUCCAUUGCCUACUGUGCAUUUUUGGCAUUAAUUAAAUGGAUGCAGAGUCA
Molecule: messenger RNA, 3130 nt
Organism: Melozone crissalis (California towhee)
Lineage: Eukaryota; Metazoa; Chordata; Aves; Passeriformes; Passerellidae
Gene: COIL
Product: coilin
Exons: 7
Coding region: 1-1827 (608 amino acids)
Biological process (GO): spliceosomal snRNP assembly
Cellular component (GO): Cajal body
Molecular function (GO): U1 snRNA binding; U2 snRNA binding
Source: RefSeq, a predicted model, not a curated record